Molecule: messenger RNA, 2576 nt
Organism: Esox lucius (northern pike)
Lineage: Eukaryota; Metazoa; Chordata; Actinopteri; Esociformes; Esocidae
Gene: prlhr2b
Product: prolactin releasing hormone receptor 2b
Exons: 3
Coding region: 105-1193 (362 amino acids)
Biological process (GO): G protein-coupled receptor signaling pathway
Cellular component (GO): neuron projection; plasma membrane
Molecular function (GO): neuropeptide binding; neuropeptide Y receptor activity
Source: RefSeq, a predicted model, not a curated record
AGUGGCCCCACAACACACUGUAUAAUCACAGCUGUUCAGGACAGGAGUGGAGUGCACACCUGACAGAGAUUGUUCCUGAGUACAGGGCUAAGAGGAGUUACAGGAUGGACGGCAGUGGUAGUGGAUGUACUGGAGGUCUGCUGCCCUCUGCAGGCGAGGUCACAACUGAAGCGCACUCAGUCUUCGAGGUGGCCGUCCAGAAAGGCUCGGCCAACCACAGUUCCCUGUUCGCAGACGUGGCUCUGCUGCAGAGCUUCAAGCCACUCAUCAUCCCCUGCUACGCCCUGGUGGUGGUGGUGGGGGUGUUUGGCAACUACCUGCUGCUCUACGUCAUCUGCCGCAACCGCAAGAUGCACAACGUCACCAACUUCUUCAUAGGGAACCUGGCCUUCUCGGACAUGCUGAUGUGUGCGACCUGCGUGCCUUUCACCCUGGCCUACGCCUUCAACCCCCGCGGCUGGGUGUUUGGGAGGUUCAUGUGUUACCUGGUGUUCUUGAUCCAGCCAGUCACAGUCUACGUGUCUGUGUUCACCCUCACAGCCAUCGCUGUUGACAGGUACUACGCCACCGUUCAUCCUCUGAAGAAACGUACCUCCGUGUCCACCUGUGCCUACGUCCUGUCGGGCAUCUGGCUGCUCUCCUGUGGCCUGGUGGCUCCGGCCGUGGCCCACACGUAUCACGUGGAGUUCAGGGACGAGGGCCUCACCAUCUGCGAGGAGUUCUGGCUGGGCCAGGAGAAGAUGAGGUUGGUGUACGCCUACAGCACCCUGCUGGUCACCUACGUCCUGCCCCUUUCCGCCGUCUGCGUCUCCUACCUCUGCAUCUCCGUGAAGCUGCGGAACUGCGUGGCGCCGGGGCAUCGGACCCGCGACCAGGCCGAGGCCCAGCGGGCCCGGAAGAGAAAGAUCUUCCGCCUGGUGGCGCUGGUAGUGGCGGCGUUUGCAGUGUGCUGGCUGCCCAUCCAUGUGUUCAACGUCCUACGCGACAUUGACAUCCGCCUCAUCAACAAGCGCCACUUCCUGCUCAUUCAGCUUCUCUGCCAUCUGUGCGCCAUGAGUUCCUCAUGCUGCAACCCCUUCCUUUAUGCCUGGCUCCACGACCGCUUUCGCGCAGAGCUGCGCAAGAUGUUCGCCUGCCAGCGUCGCAUCGGCAUACCCGCCAACCACUGCGUCAUGGCCAGUGUGGUACUGUGACUGUGCGCCGGGACGAGGACACAGAAGAACCUCAUCGUUAACGAAUGAGUCAGGUGAAUAUAAAUUGGGUGAUUGACUGUAGAGAAUAGAUCAUUGAGCAAAUUACAUGAGAAGCAGAAGAUAAAUGGAGUAUGAGAGCAGUGUGUAUAUCUGUGAGAGGAGGAAAUGGGGGAGGCAGAACGAACACCAAACAGUUAGAUACAGACACAGUUAUUCAUAUAGUCAGUGUAGAAUUUGGACCCACAAAACACUGUCGAUGUUCAUGUCAGUGGCUUCGUGGUAAUUCCAUGUAAUUUAAGAAAUCAUCAAAGCCCGUUUCCUGAGUGAUCAUCUGCCAUUCAUCCAGAGGAACAGAUGUCUGCUGAUGGGCUGUAUUCACUGACAGGCAGCCCUAGAGUGGGGAGCAUUGCUGGUACAGGGAGGGAGAAGCAUCAGUCAGACACGCCCGGAGCCUCUUCAUCGGGUAGCUCCACCGUACCAUCCCCUUCCUCCGGGCCGUGGAGCACUACAGUGGAGUAGCGCCCACACGGGCUUUGUUUCCACAGCGAUAAGCCACGCUCAGCGCCUUCAAGACCGCCACACCGUCUGUAGUAGGCGGUUCAGCCAACCUGCGAGACACGCUGCGUCCUCUCAGACCUCUGCAUGCCAUCACACUCGCCCACAUUCCAGUAAACCCGGGUCGGUGGAACAAAGGAGUGCUCUGUGUCCACUCAGUUUCUCAGUGCUAUGCUAAUCAAUGCAAUUCCCUGGACUGGUAUUUGGCAGUGGAUGACAGAACGGUGAAUAUACAUGCUUAAUAAAACCAUAGGUGGGUUUUGUUGCCCGGUGGUAAAGGCCCUUUUGAUUGUAGUCUUCUCUUACCCUGCUUUGUUUCUGUGGAACAUUACCAUCCCUGCAUUAGUGAUGGCAUUUGCUUUCAUUUGGAAGUGUGCUGAGCUGUUGAUUCUAGUUGCUUUUUAAAAACCUCACCACUUUCAAUAAAUGUUGCUAAAUGUCAUUGGACUGGUUUUGGGGAAAAAAUCUUAAGAAUUAGUCAAAGACGAAAGAAACAUCUCAAUGGAGAUUCUAACUUUGUUGGAGUUCAUUCCCUUUGUAAUAAAUAGUGAUUGUGGACCUUGGUCAUGCAUUGUCUGUUCUUAAGUGAUUAUAUGUACAACUCUGAAUAAAGAAAUGCUUGGCCAGUUUUUGAUUGAUUGCCUGUUGGAAAAGCUAAUAAGCAUAACGUAUAAAAACAAAUGUAAUUAAAGACAUUACUAAACAGCUCCACCAAACAAUAUUUACACAGUACUAAAAACUAAACAUUUAUUGUAAACAGUGAGCAGUGACUGUUCACAAAUCCCAUCUGAGGUUGCUGUGGUUACCUAGGGUUGCUAUGGGGUGGUU